Messenger RNA from Corvus hawaiiensis (hawaiian crow), 3418 nucleotides. It is a transcript of the gene TMEM144, whose product is annotated as transmembrane protein 144. The coding region runs from base 433 to 1716 and encodes 427 amino acids. Gene Ontology annotation, biological process: carbohydrate transmembrane transport. Lineage: Eukaryota; Metazoa; Chordata; Aves; Passeriformes; Corvidae. The transcript is spliced from 12 exons. Gene Ontology annotation, molecular function: carbohydrate transmembrane transporter activity. Gene Ontology annotation, cellular component: membrane. The record is from RefSeq and is a predicted model, not a curated record.
AAGGCGUUCGGCUGGAGCGGGGUCUCGCGAAUCCCCCCGGGGUGCGGUGCCGAGCAGCCGGGCUGCCCUGCCGCGGCGCCCGGGGCCGAGGGCCGGGCCGUGUCCCGCGCGUAGCCCGGGCCUGCCCCGGCGCGGUAGCGCCAGCGAAGCCACAGCGGCUCUUGUGGAGCUCUCAGCUGAGCGUUUUCCUUGUUGCGUGAUAGCACUUAGUGAAAACAGUGCCCGAAGAAUGUCUUUUCAAAGACUUCACCUUAGGGAAGCAAAGAUACAUUUCUUGAGCAAGGGCCCCGUCAAGGGUUAUGGUAUCACUUUGGGGACGUUUCUCUGAGGCACCUCGGGACUGAUAGCAGUGUCCUAAAUUAAAAGUGAAAGUAUCCACCCUUAAUGGCAAAUGGAUGAUAGGAGAAUGUGCAAAUAAACAGUCAGUGUGACAUGCAACAUUUGAAAACACCCACUCAAUUAGCAAAGAGGUUCUUUGGAAUCUUGGCAGCAAUUUGGAUCACCAUUGAGGUGAAAGCUCUCAAAGACAAGCCUCUUGAUUUCGUCCCUGUCUGCAGAGACCGCAGUGAUGUGUUGGUGUUGCAAUUCUGUAAGGACCUGCAGCAAAACAACUCCACAAAAAGAAGCACCUUCAGAACAAAGAUGAAUAUCGGGAAAGCUUACAGUGCUGUUAACAUCAGCAAUGGAACAGAUCUAGCUAUUGGCUUUACCUCUUCUGCAGUAGCUGUUCUUCUGUUUGGGACAAACUUUGUGCCUGUCAAGAAAUUUGAUACUGGUGAUGGCAUGUUCUUCCAGUGGAUUCUCUGUGCCUCCAUAUGGAUUGUUUCUUUAGUGGUCAAUUUGAUCCAGAAUUGCCCCCGGUUUUGGCCUCUGGCUAUGGUUGGAGGUUUUGUGUGGGCUACAGGCAAUGUUACAGUUGUCACUAUUAUUAAAACUAUUGGCUUAGCUCUUGGUCUUUUGAUAUGGGCUUCUUUUAAUUUGCUGACAGGUUGGGCAAGUUCAAGGUUUGGUUGGUUUGGAAUUGACCCGGAAGAGGUAUCAAGACCAAUCUUAAAUUAUGUUGGAGCUGGACUUUCACUUAUAAGUGCUGUCAUAUUUCUUUUUAUAAAAACUGAAGUCCAGAGUUCUUCAGCUUCAUUAGAAAGCACACCUUUACUGAGAGAAAGUUCUAUUAAUGAUUCUGAAGAUACCACUGAAGACUCAUGGGUGAACAAACUUUCUCCAGUAAAAAAGAGACUCAUAGGCUGUAGCCUGGCUGUAGUAGCUGGAAUACUCUACGGUUCCAGUUUUAUACCAGUACUUUACAUCAAGGAUCAUGGAAGAAGAAAUGAAACUAUAUACACAGGAGCAAGUCAGUUUGAUUUAGAUUAUGUUUUUGCACACUUCAGUGGAAUAUUUCUUACAAGUACCAUCUACUUUUUGAUCUACUGUGCAGUCAAAAAAAAUAAACCUUAUGUUUAUCCCCAAGCCAUAUUGCCAGGGUUUAUUUCUGGUGUGCUUUGGGCAAUAGCCAAUUGCUGCUGGUUCCUGGCCAAUCACUAUCUUAGUGCUGUCGUCAGCUUUCCAAUAAUUACUGCAGGUCCUGGCCUUGUUGCUGCAAUGUGGGGAGUCCUUGUAUUUAAGGAAAUCAAGGGACUGAAAAACUACGUGUUACUGUCAGUAUCAUUUUGCAUCAUUUUGGGUGGUUCACUUUCGACAGCUUUUUCUAAAGUCUGAAAGGACCUUCUGGACCAGUAGAUGGUGCUAAUGUUUAACACAAAUAGAAAGACAAUGUUGGUAGGUCAUAAUACAUAAUAUUUUUCCAAAUGUAUGUCCAACAUUUACCCUAACUUGCUAUAGACAAGUGGAAAAUGAAAACAUUUGGCAUGAAAGAAAAUAUGGGAAUGUUUGUUUCUGCGUUUCAUGGAAUAGUAAGAAAAUCAAAGGACUUUAUUAAUCAAAGCUAAAUGAUUUUAUUGUUACUAAUUAUUAGUUUUUUUCAUUCAGGUGCUAAACUUCAUGUCAUCAUAAAUUGCAGUUUACUGUUGUGAUGGUGGAUAGUGAUUUUCGUUCUUAGUCUGUAAUACUGUAUGUGUUUGCAAGCUGAUUUAUUAAAACAUUUUGUCUUACUGGCAAAUAUAAGAUAUGUCUUGAAAUAUUGCUUAUGAAACUGAUACACAUGAAGGUAACAAAGCUUUUCUUUUAUUUAGAAGCAUUAUUCUUUAAAAUCAUUACUUUGCAUAAAAAUGUUAUCUUCCAGUCACUUCAGACUUGUGAAGGAAAUAGAGUUAAAAGGGUGCUGGAAAAUAAAUUACUUUUGUUUCACAAUGUUUUCCAUAACUACCACCAACACUGUUUUCCUACUUGUGGCAGCUAACCUUUAUAUAUGCAGAGCAUGUUGUCUGAAUCUCCCCGUAGCCUUUUCUUCAGUAGAUUAGACAACUCCAGCUCCUGCAGUCUUCCCUUGCUUGUAACUUGCUUGUAAUUUCUCUUUAUCUUUCCUGAUAAUAGAACGGUUUGGCUGCAAGGGACCUUAAAGAUCAUCUAUGUCCAACCCCUCUGCCAAGGACAGGGAUGCAAUUCAUUAGGCCAGGUUGCUCAGGGCCCCAUCCUACCUGACCUUGAACGCUUCCGGAGAUGAGGCAUUGGCAGCUUCUCUGGACAGGCUAUUCCAAUCUUUCACCAUCAUCUGAGUAAAGAAUUUCAUUCCAAAAUCUAAUCUAAACCCAACCUCUUUCAGUGCAAAACCAUUGCCCCUUGCCUUGUCACUGUCUGCCUGUAUAAAAAGUCCUUCUCCCUCCUUUUUAUGUACCACUUUAAGCUUCUGGAAGGCUGCAAUGAGGUUUCCCUGAAGCAUUCUCCAUGCUGGUCUCUCACUAAGUGGACUACAUCUGACAUGGCAGUCAGGCUGCAGUCUUUCAGAAACCAAGAAGUGCAGCACUAAGAUUAUUGGAAGGAUCCCCUUCCAGUUUGCAAGCUCUGCUCACAGUUACACAUCACAGCUUUUUGCCAUCAUGGCUUGAUAUUGUUAACAUGUUCAAAUUGCAACCAUAGUUUCUCCUUUCUCCCUUCCACCUUUCUUUGUCUGCUCUUCACCAGAUUUGAUCUUAGAACUGUUACUCAACCUGCUUUUUCCCAUCUUGUGUUGUUUAUUCCUACCUGGGUGUCAGAACUUGGUGUCGGAGAGGUUUUUCCCCUCUAAGGCAUUUUUCUGGUUUUGGUCUCUAUGUUAACCCUGUCCUCCAACAAGGUGGCAGCAUUUUUCAGCCAGAUGUCGUCUGCAAAUUUAAUAAAUGUACUCUCUAAUUGCUGUAAAUAAUUAAUGAAAAUGCUGUGUGAUACUAGCCUUUACUUGCAUUUUGGUAUCUAAUACUGCUUACUUUUCAGGGAACGGUUGAUUAACCUUUGAAUACAAUUUUCCUGUAUCCUACUGUGCUUU